Centropristis striata (black sea bass) is the source of this 1809-nucleotide messenger RNA. RefSeq names its product L-threonine dehydrogenase 2 (gene tdh2). NCBI's taxonomy places the organism in Eukaryota, Metazoa, Chordata, Actinopteri, Perciformes, Serranidae. Bases 26 to 1150 code for a protein of 374 amino acids. Gene Ontology annotation, molecular function: L-threonine 3-dehydrogenase activity. The record is from RefSeq and is a predicted model, not a curated record. The transcript is spliced from 9 exons. Gene Ontology annotation, biological process: L-threonine catabolic process.
UCGACGCACAGGAGUGCUACUGGACAUGCAACCGGGGGUCUGUGUGCCCACUGCAGCUGCAAUGGGCCUGUUUUGCCGAGGUUGUCUCAGCAGGGCGCGGAUUUUGCCCACCCUUUGCUGUUUGCCCAGGCAGAUGAGCAGGUGGAACAGCCAGGAGACUUGCAGCCCCGCACCUCCUCAGGAAAACCCUCGUGUCCUCAUAACGGGUGGUCUUGGGCAGUUAGGUGUGGGACUGGCACAGAUGCUGAGGAAACAGUAUGGAACUGAGAAUGUAAUCCUGUCAGACAUUAAGAAGCCUCCACCUCACGUCUUCAGCAAUGGUCCUUUUGUUUACGCUGAUGUGUUGGACUACAAACAUCUCCGAGAACUGAUUGUGAAUUAUCGUGUCACUUGGCUGGUCCACUACAGUGCUCUGCUUAGUGCUGUGGGCGAGGCUAAUGUGGCUUUGGCACGCAAGAUCAACAUCACGGGCCUUCAUAAUGUGCUGGAUCUGGCCUUAGAGAACUGCCUGCGCCUCUUCGUCCCCAGCACCAUUGGAGCGUUUGGUCCGUCUUCUCCACGUGACCCGGCCCCUGACCUCUGUGUCCAAAGACCUCGGACCAUCUACGGCGUGUCCAAAGUGCAUGGAGAACUGAUGGGGGAGUAUCUCCAUCACAAAUAUGGCCUGGACUUCCGCUGCCUACGUUACCCAGGUGUGAUAUCAGUCAACACACCUCCUGGAGGAGGAACAACGGACUAUGCAGUUCAAAUCUUCCAUGAUGCUCUCAGCACAGGCCACCAUGAGUGCUACCUGCGUCCCGACACCCGCCUUCCCAUGAUGCACAUCUCUGACUGCCACCGUGCUACAGUAGAGUUCAUGCAGGCUCCAGAGUGCCAGCUGUCUCUGCGUACCUAUAACAUCGCCGCCAUGAGCUUCACUCCAGAAGAGGUGGCCCAAGAAAUCCGCAAGCAUCUCCCUCACCUCAAGGUCACCUACAAUCCCGACUCUGUCCGCCAGACCAUUGCAGACAGCUGGCCCGUGAGGUUUGAUGACUCCAAUGCCAGGAGAGAUUGGGGCUGGGCACCAGCCUUCGGGCUUGACGAGCUGGUAACAGACAUGCUGCGCUCCAUUCGAGACAAGAGGACAGAUGAGGGUUUGCCAGUCAGCUAACAAAACCCUUUCCUGUUCUACUCUUGACUUUUCUUCAGCCUGCAUUUUCCAACGAUACACUUCCUUCACUUCACAAGUUGUCAACCAGUAUCCCCGUUACUCUGGAACAUUACAGCAAUGAGCCAGGGACUGUUUGUAAAGUAAAGUAGGAACUCUCAGUCAGAUACUCUUAAUAUACAGUGGACAGUGAGACAUCAUACACAUGCACUCAAUCACUCACAUUUCAGUCUUUUUCAGGGAAUAAUAUACUGUCAAAUCUUUCCUUCAUCUUUGUUGUUUUUAAUUGUCAUCACGGCAUAAGCAUCACUUAACACUUGCAUCAAUGGACACAACAGUAUUUUACAAUGUCUACGAAAAUGUCUAAUACAAUAUGGACCAGUUGCACAUUUAGAGUAACAAAUCUGUUGUACAUUUUGACUCCAGGAUCAUCUGGAAUGGCUGGCUCAGUUACAUCUGGACUGUAAUGACUCACCACGUAUUCUGGCUGUUAUAAAAAGACAGUCUUUUAUAAUAUAGUCUACCAAGUGAAUUUCACACACUGUAUACAACCCCACUAACAGGAAGCCUUUAUUUAACCUUUUUGCCAGCAGUGUGAUUUUAUUUAUUGAUGAGAAACAAUAACAAACAACACCUUAUUUACUGUAGAUUACUUUGGAAAG